Messenger RNA from Lottia gigantea (owl limpet), 1097 nucleotides. RefSeq lists its product as hypothetical. Bases 6 to 911 code for a protein of 301 amino acids. The record is from RefSeq and is a predicted model, not a curated record. Lineage: Eukaryota; Metazoa; Mollusca; Gastropoda; Lottiidae. Gene Ontology annotation, cellular component: cytoplasm. Gene Ontology annotation, molecular function: hormone binding. The transcript has 8 exons.
CUUCCAUGAAACAAGUCACAUCGGAUGAAAUAUCCAAAGUUCUCAAAUAUGGUGAAUUGAUUCCACAAAUGGAAAGUGCGCUUCGCAAAAUUUCAUCUGCAUCAGAUUAUGGUAUAGAUCAGCCAGUUCGUUCGGUUGUUAGAAUCAAACCUCAAGAAGCUGCCUUAGGGAUUAUGCCAGUGUACUGCCAAGAUGAUGAAAUUUUAGUAACAAAGUUGAUUUCAUACUUUCCAAAUAAUAAGAUUCAUCCAUCACAUCAUGCAUUGAUCAUAGCAUUCAACAGCCAAAAUGGUGUCCCAAUUGCAAUUUUAGAUGCAGAUGUUUUAACAGAAAUGAGAACAGCUGCAGCAUCUGCUGUUGCAUCCAAGUAUUUAGCCAAACCUGAUUCAAAGAUAAUGGCCAUAAUUGGUUCUGGAGUUCAAGCAAAAUCACAUUAUUAUGCCUUAAGUGAGAUCUUUCAGUUCACUGAGGUUCGAGUAUAUAGUAGAAAUACUCAAACAGCAGAAAGAUUAUGUAAAGAAAUUAAGGGUGUAUUAUGUACAAGUGUAAAGGAAGCAGUAAAAGAUGCUGAUAUCAUCACCACGGUAACAUCAUCUACUAAACCCAUACUUCAACAGGAUUGGAUCAAACCUGGUGUACAUAUUAAUGCUGUAGGUGCUUGUUUACCAGAUUCUCAAGAAAUAAGUAGUGAAAUAAUGCAAUCUGCUGUUGUUUAUGUUGACAAUAGAGAAGCAGCUUUGAAGGAGAGUGGAGAUGUUAUUCUGGGAAAGGCUGAGAUAUAUGCUGAAAUAGGAGAAGUUAUAGCUGGAAGUAAAGAAAGUAAGACGUCUGAAACAACUGUAUUUAAAUCAUUGGGAUUAGCUAUAGAAGAUGCUGUGUCAGUUAAACUGAUAUUAGAAAAGCUGACUUGAAGAUACAAAAUGGUUCACUCUUGAAGAUAAGAAUAUCAAAAGAAAUAAAGAUAUGCUGAUUUGCAAUUUGAAAAAUAAAAACAAAACCCUGAAACAUGGAAAAGUGCAAUUAUGUAUAUUAUAAAUAGCUUUAUUUUAUGAAACUGUGAUUUGAUUUUAAUUUGAGAAAUUAAAUGUGGACCAGUU